Messenger RNA from Acyrthosiphon pisum (pea aphid), 673 nucleotides. RefSeq names its product cysteine-rich PDZ-binding protein. Gene Ontology annotation, molecular function: PDZ domain binding; microtubule binding. Bases 97 to 450 code for a protein of 117 amino acids. Gene Ontology annotation, cellular component: dendrite. The record is from RefSeq and is a predicted model, not a curated record. NCBI's taxonomy places the organism in Eukaryota, Metazoa, Arthropoda, Insecta, Hemiptera, Aphididae. Gene Ontology annotation, biological process: cytoplasmic microtubule organization. The transcript has a single exon.
UUAUCAUAUUUAUUAUUUUCCGUUUACAUUUUUGGUAUUAUGUUUUUGUAAACACAAACACUAAAACACCGUACAAAAAUAUUUCCUUGUUUUAAAAUGGUUUGUGAGAAAUGUGAGAAAAAAUUGGGUAUAACGGCUACUCCCGAUCCUUGGAAACAGGGAUGUCGUAAUGCCAUCGAUACCAAUUCAGUAAAUAAGCAGGACAACAAACACCUACAGACUAUAGGAAAAAUCAAGACACUAUCUGGCUCCAAAGUAUCAUCGAAAUCUUCACUCAAGACCGGAUCAUCUUCGGUUAUGUAUUCAUUCGGUGCAUGCAGAAUAUGCAAACAGAAGGUACAUGAACCAGGAAGACAUUAUUGUCAAAGUUGUGCAUACAAGAAAGGUAUAUGUGCCAUGUGUGGCGUACGCAUUUUAAACAUUAAAUCUUAUAAGCAAUCUGCUACUUGAAAUCAAUUUAAACAGUCGCAUAACACUAUUAAAUACAGCAUAACUGUAACUGAAACAAUAUUACUGUUAUAGAUGUAAAAUCAUUUUAACAUAAAUGUAAUAUCAUUGAUUAUAAUUUUUAUGUUUUAUAAUCAAUGGUAAUUUGUAAAUUACUUCUCUUAUUUUAACAGGUCAUUCAAAUGUUAUGUAUGUACUUUAAAUAAAAAAAAAUAAAAUGAUGUAA